Molecule: messenger RNA, 2508 nt
Organism: Ascochyta rabiei
Lineage: Eukaryota; Fungi; Ascomycota; Dothideomycetes; Pleosporales; Didymellaceae
Exons: 4
Coding region: 1-2508 (835 amino acids)
Biological process (GO): protein phosphorylation
Molecular function (GO): protein kinase activity; ATP binding
Source: RefSeq, a predicted model, not a curated record
AUGAAUCCCCGGGCCACCGCGGAACAGCAGGCCCAACGAAAGAAGCUCGCCAACUCGUACAAGCAGCUUCUCGAUGAAUUUGCGGCUGCGGAUCUCAAGAGCGUCGGCAACUACACGCUGGGCAGGCUGAUCGGCAAGGGCAGCUUUGGCAAAGUCUACCUUGCCUCGCACAAGCUCAGCAACGGCCGCAAGGUCGUGCUCAAAUCGGCCAAGAAGGACGAUGCCAACCUCGCGCGCGAGAUCCACCACCACCGCCAGUUCAUCCACCCGCACAUUGCGCGCCUGUACGAGGUCAUCGUCACUGAGGAGCUGGUCUGGCUGGCUCUCGAGUACUGCCCCGGCGAUGAGCUCUACAACUACCUGCUGCAGAAGGGCGCCCUCGAGCCCCCCAAGGUCCAGCGCAUAUUCACCCAGCUCGUCGGCGCCGUCUCCUACGUCCACAACAAGUCCUGCGUCCACCGCGACCUGAAGCUCGAGAACAUACUGUUGGACAAGCACGGCGAUGUGAAGCUGGUGGAUUUUGGGUUCACGCGCGAGUAUGAGGGCAAAAGCAACUACCUGCAGACAUGGUGUGGCACCGUGUGCUACAGCGCGCCCGAAAUGCUCAAGGGCGAAAAGUACGCGGGCGAAAAGGUGGACGUGUGGAGCCUGGGCAUCAUUCUCUACGCCCUCCUGGUGGGCGAGCUGCCGUUUGACGACGACGACGAGAUGGUCACCAAGAUGAAGAUACUGAAAGAGGAGGCCAGCUAUCCGGACAGUUUCCCUCCGCAAGCGCGGGAGCUCUGCCAGUCGCUGCUCUCGAAACGACCGAUUUUGCGACCGACGCUGGCCGAAGUUCUCCAAAACCCGUGGCUGUCAGAAUACGCACCACGCCAGCAGGAAAUCCUGAAGCUGCAACAGCCCGCGCCUUUCUCGACGGAGCUGGAGAAGGAGGUCCUACAGCGUAUGCGAGCGGCUGGCGUGGACAUCGACAUGGUCAUCGAAAACGUGCUGGCGCAACGCUGUGACUCCCUAGCAGGGUGGUGGGCCUUGUUGCUGGAGAAGGAGGAGCGCAAGGCCAGGAGAAGAGAAGGCAAGCGAAGAGAGCGCGAGGCUGAGGCGAAGAGCUUGAGAAGGUUGAGCGCGGCUAGCAGUCGACUCGACAAACUCGCGCCCACAAUCAGAGAAACAGAUGAGGAAGGUCAGCAUUACCCAGUCCUAGGCGAUCCUCCCAAGAGUCGGGGAAGGUCGAUCAACCGCCGGAGCACGCAUGGUAACUAUGUGAGCCUGCCGAGUGAUGUGCCUGUAUUGACCAGUGGAUCAGGCGCGCCGCCCGUCCCAGACCUGCCGGACCUUCCAGAGUCAAGUUCGAGUCCCAACUUUGUCGUCGAGCGGCCUCCGCCACCUCUCGAGAAAGACUUCGGCCGGCAAUCAAAUUCAUCUUCUCGCCCUCCACCACCAGCGAAGGAUCUCGAGAGACACAAGCGGAGAUCACACAGUAGCAUGCUGCAAGUUGUGGGCGCUAAUCCUGACCUUCUUCACCCCAAUGGCUUCGUUCCCAAACGCCGCCGCAAGCAACCUUUUAUCAACCACCUCUUGUCACUCCGCAACUGGAUCAAAGAAACGUCCAAGCGCGCACGCUCUCCAAACUCGAAAGCCAGCAGCGAAAAGUCUCCCAAGAUCCCCGAAAGCACGCGAUCCCAGGGUGAAUCGCGAAGUGGCCGCCGUGCCAGCAAUGCAAACCGCAGCUCAGUGUAUACACACCCGCCUCCAUCGACACAAAACGUGCCUAUCCGCCCGCGCGUAACAACCCACGGCUCCGGCUCGAUACGCAGACUGUCCGCCUCGCCUGCGCCCUUGACACCACGCUCCUCCUACCGGCGCUCCUCCGGCGGCCUUCGGGGACGCAAAUCAACAUCCUCCUCUGUAUCAAGCAUUCGGUCCAUGCCGCACCACCACCACACACACAGCAAAGCUUCCUCCACCUCCAGCGCUUCCAUUGCCUCGCCCAGUGUAUCGACCAUCAGCGGCCACAUCAGCUCGCACAAAACAAAGAGUCCGCACAACAGCAUCAAGGUCCUACCAGCAACGCCCGUAUCCUCCACCUUCCCGUCCAACAUCCGACUCGUGCGAGCUGGGGCUCCUCCAUUAGGAAUCAGCACUCUCAACGAAGGCGGCGCUGCAUUCGGCACCGCACCACCUCCCUCCCCAGGCCUCAUCUUCGCAAAGCGCAAACGCUCGCCCUUCAAGGGCCCGAACCUAGGGCAGCCCAGCAACACAGCGAGCCCAUGGCGGAGUCGCAGCGGAGGAGAUGCGGGGAGCAGGGGUGCAAGCGUGCAGGGCCGGCGCAGCGGGGAGAUCAUGGGCAUCACCGAGGAGGAGGAGGAGGAGGAGGAGGAGGAGGAAGACGAGGACAUUGAAGAGGUGGAUGAUUUCAGCCCGGGGCUCAAGCCGGGCGAGUUCAUUGUCCAGGUCAACGAUGAUGGGGAGGAGACGGAGAGGCCGCCGCCUACACCGCCGAAGACGUGA